CAUUAAGUAGUGGGGACGUUUUUUAGGUGUGGUGGUGAUAACUCCUUUGGUGAUUCACACUAACACGAAUUCGUCUCUGACUGACGUCGCAGGAUAUCAGUUGACUAAGAAGCGAAGUUUUAUUGUACAGCUUAGUGCACAUCAAUAACUAAAGAAAAUGUCUUCCCGCAAAACAGGACCUCGUCGUGGCACUGCCAAGAAACGCGCACAACGUGCUACAUCGAAUGUAUUUGCUAUGUUUGAUCAGGCACAGAUUGCUGAAUUCAAGGAGGCCUUCAACAUGAUUGACCAAAACCAUGAUGGUUUUGUAGACAAGGAAGAUCUGCAUGACAUGCUGGCCUCACUGGGCAAGAACCCUACUGAUGAUUAUUUGGAUGGCAUGAUGAAUGAAGCACCAGGUCCUAUCAACUUUACUAUGUUCCUGACAUUGUUUGGUGAACGUUUACAAGGCACUGAUCCGGAAGAUGUCAUCAAGAAUGCCUUUGGUUGCUUUGAUGAGGAAAACAUGGGCGUAAUGAAUGAAGAACGUUUGCGCGAACUUUUGACGACAAUGGGAGAUCGUUUCACUGACGACGAAGUCGAUGAAAUGUAUCGUGAGGCUCCGAUUAAAAAUGGAUUAUUUGAUUAUGUUGAAUUCACUCGCAUUCUUAAGCAUGGAGCUACUGAUAAGGAUGAACAGUAACUCUUUAGGGUGAUAACGUUAUGUUCAUGAAGGAAGCUAAUUCUAUUAAAUUAUUCAUUUAUACUUUAUACAUUCAAUAAACAGGGGUAAUAUUUUCAAUACCUUAGAAAGGAAAUGCAUUUUGAAAGUUAGUAGAAUGUAGUUUUUAUAUAAAUUUACAACAAGAAAUUUAUUAUGUACUUAGAAAACACUAAUUGGGGGUUUAUAUAUCAUUUUGUAAUAUGCCAUAGAAUCUUUUUGAGGAAAAUUUAUAUUAUGAGUGAAAUAAAUAGAUAAUCAAUUA
Molecule: messenger RNA, 965 nt
Organism: Dalotia coriaria
Lineage: Eukaryota; Metazoa; Arthropoda; Insecta; Coleoptera; Staphylinidae
Gene: sqh
Product: Myosin regulatory light chain sqh
Exons: 2
Coding region: 158-682 (174 amino acids)
Biological process (GO): post-embryonic development; locomotion
Cellular component (GO): myosin II complex; cytoplasm
Molecular function (GO): calcium ion binding; myosin heavy chain binding
Source: RefSeq, a predicted model, not a curated record